AUGGAAGUUGAAACUCAAAGUAAUACAUCCGCAUCAGAAACGAAGAUUGAUAUUUCUGAUAUAAAAGAACAUAAGGAAGAAAUUGAAAAAACUCCAUCAGAAACGAAGGAUGAUAUUUUUGUUAAAACUGAAAUGCAUAGGAAAUCAAUUCAUCAAAUUUUUGUUUCUCAAUGCAUGGAUUAUACAGAAUAUGGUAGAUCGGUUCUUGAAUGGUCAGUUAACGUUGAAAAUAAUGGUCCACAACAACCCGAUGUUUAUUUUAAGGUUGAUAAAAAAAAAAAUCGAUAUAUUUUCAAUACAAACGCUAAGUUAAAAAAAUCUUGUUAUUACGUAGUAAGGAUAAUUGUAGGGUUGAUUGAUUUAAAUAAUGAUCGUACUAGUAGUGAUCGAUUUCUUAAACUAAAGCAUCAAGUUGAUUAUGCUACUAUGGCAUGGGAUUCCUUCCUAAUGGAUUUGGUAGUAAUUGAUGUGCAUGGAAUCGGUAUUUAUACAUUAAAUGAAAAUAAGAUUGAACGAUACUUUUGGCAUAAUAAUGAAUGGAAGAAUUUUGGUGAAAAUUUUAGACACAGCAACAUUUAUAAACACUUUAAACACUUUAAGCUACUUAUCGGAAAAUUUUUACAAAAUGAAUUUGAUAAUUCAAAACACUCAAUACCAUUCCCAAUAUUUAUAAUGGAUGAUGGAGAGUGGACAGGGAAUAUUUUCCUACCAAUUAUAAAAGAUAAAUAUUAUAGAAGGAAUAUAGUUGAAGAUGUUAUAAAUGAUAAUUUAGUAUUACCAAAAUUUGGAAUUAAAAUGUUAAAAAUAGCAAUUGAAAACAAAAUUCAAGAUGCUGUUCAACAAAUUAUUGAAUUAACUCAAGAUUAUUCCGAAAAUUACAUGACUAUUAUAAGUUUAAACCUAGCAAUAUUAUGUGAUUAUUAUCCUGAUUUCAUAAUCAAAUAUAUCUCAUCCACUUCUAUUAUAUUAUCUCCUUAUUGUAUUUGCAUUGGAAAUUCAAAAAAUCCUUCACUUCAUUCAUAUGCAAACAUUAUUUACAUUAAAGAAUCGAAUACAAAUAAUAAUGUUUUUAAGCCUAUUUCAGCAAAUUAUGAAGUAGUCAAUUUCAUUGUUCCUUUUCCUCAAAUUUGCGUAUACCAAGAUGACUCCAAACGUAAUGACUAUGAGAACAAUGUGACUAAAAAAAAUCACGAUAUCAAAUCAAAAAUAAUCACAAUUCUAAAAAAAAUGAUCACAGGAUUAAAAAUAAUCAUGAUGAUACCAAAAAGUGAUUCUGGAUCUUUAUCAUCAUUUACUUAUCGUGAACAUUCUAUUAUGACCAUUUUAUUGGUUACUUUUACAUUUUUCACAGUAAUCUAUCUUAUGAAUUUAUUUAUUGGACUAUUCAAUCUAGCAAUUAAUGAUUAUAACAAAAAAGAAGAAUUUUUACUACAAAAAGCACAGAUUAUUAUGGAGAUUGAAUUAUUUUAUAUGUUACCAUGGCAAUGUAAUAACAAGAAAUGGUUUCCAGAUUGGAUUUAUUAUGAUAUACCUAUUACCGAGAUUCGUAAAUUAAUUAAUGCAAUUGAUAACGAACAGACUGUGUUUAAUUAUCCUCCAUUUAUCAGUAAGAAAUUGAGAGAGUUAGUGGCAUUUUCUGAUGAUAAUAAUAAACUAGAAAAGAAAAUAGAUCAGCUUACAAAACAAAAUAUUGAGUUUAAAGAAGAUCUUAUAAAACAAAAUGUUGAGCUUAAACAACAAUUAGAACGUAUUAUAAAUUAUAUUGGAGUAGAACAAGGAUAA
Messenger RNA from Rhizophagus irregularis DAOM 181602=DAOM 197198, 1782 nucleotides. The record is from RefSeq and is a predicted model, not a curated record. NCBI's taxonomy places the organism in Eukaryota, Fungi, Glomeromycota, Glomeromycetes, Glomerales, Glomeraceae.